CGGGCCCGCAGGACUCCUCUCUUUGCAGUGGCGGCCUCGGGUGCAGAGUCCAAGCUUCGGCGGCACGAGUCAUGGCUGGACAGGCUUUCAGAAAGUUUCUCCCGCUCUUUGACAGAGUACUGGUUGAAAGGAGUGCCGCCGAAACCGUGACCAAAGGUGGCAUCAUGCUUCCGGAAAAGUCUCAAGGAAAAGUAUUGCAAGCCACAGUGGUGGCUGUGGGAUCAGGAACCAAAGGCAAGGGUGGAGCGAUUCAGCCAGUCAGUGUGAAAGUCGGAGACAAAGUUCUUCUCCCAGAAUCCAGAGGCACCAAAGUAGUUCUAGACGACAAGGAUCACUUCUUAUUUAGAGAUGGUGACAUUCUUGGAAAGUAUGUGGAAUGAAAUCACUGUUAAAAUGGUGUCACAUGAAGCUGCCCAUUCCGCUGACGGUCUGAACAAUUCAUCAUGUAAAUAAUUUCCAUGCCUCCCUUUUAUAAUAAACUGAUGAUGCCCAAACUAAUGACA
Molecule: messenger RNA, 503 nt
Organism: Peromyscus maniculatus bairdii (prairie deer mouse)
Lineage: Eukaryota; Metazoa; Chordata; Mammalia; Rodentia; Cricetidae
Product: 10 kDa heat shock protein, mitochondrial
Cellular component (GO): mitochondrial matrix; mitochondrion
Molecular function (GO): ATP binding; metal ion binding; protein folding chaperone
Source: RefSeq, a predicted model, not a curated record